Messenger RNA from Striga asiatica, 2707 nucleotides. The record is from the annotation of a GenBank genome assembly. NCBI's taxonomy places the organism in Eukaryota, Viridiplantae, Streptophyta, Magnoliopsida, Lamiales, Orobanchaceae.
AUCCGAACAAAAUCAAGCCCAUUAGCAGACUGAAAAUAUGAGCCUCCAGGCCCAAGAUAUAGCAUCAGCCAGCCAAAAUCCCAAGCCCAGUCAUCAAAGCCAUUGGUUCCCGCCAUUUUCACAUUGCCGCCUACCUCCAUUAUUAUCGCACACCCACACCGUCACUCUCUCCACCUCCAAGCUCGAGCAAACUACGGCAAAAAAACACAGAGGAAAAAAGGAAGGGAAAGAAAUAGAAGAGCGGCUAAAGAUGAGCACAAUGAGAAAUAAAGUGCAAAGAAAAUUCAAAAUGAGGGGUUACACCCUAAAAAUCGAAGCCCUAUCUGAAGUCCUAGGUUUCAUCGGCCGAUUUCCUGACGCCGAGGACGAAGCCCUCGAUCUCCUCCUGGACGAGCUUCAUCAUAUAUCACUGAAAUCCUCGAUACUGGAUAAGGAGCCGGUGCAGAAAGUAGUAGGACUUUUGCUGGAAGCUGAGGCUGCUGUGGAGGAGGGUCCCACGAGCAGUGGAUUUGGGUCCGGCGCAUCUGCUUUGAGAAUAAUUGAUGCUUUUGAUUUCCCGAAAUUCCGAUACGAUCCAAUCAAGAAAUUGUUUCACAAACACACAGGCAAGCUUCCAAUUCAUGGUGAUGCUUCUGCAAAGGUCAUAUUAUACAGAGAUAGGUUUCUUUUGUUGUCCCAGAGGCUCUCUCGUGACCCCCAUUUUUCUAGGCCCGUGUUUGGUAGCAAUAUCUCUGAAUACGGAAGCUGCCAGAUAUCCCAAAUUCAAUCUCUAGUUGGUCAGACAGGAAAGAGAUGGGUGAUGGGUCUCAUCUCUCAGCUGGAGGAUGGUCAUUUCUUCUUGGAAGACUUAACAGCUUGUGUUGAAGUUGAUAUAAUUACGACGGGUUUCUUUGCAGAAAACACUAUAAUCUUAGCAGAAGGCGAGAUGCUUCUGAAUGGAAUCUUUCAGGUGAAAACAUGUGGAUUUCCACCAUUAGAGGACCGAGAAAAGUCAGUUUCGACAUUUUCUGGGAUUGAUUUUUUUGGUGGCGGAUCGCUUACUAAAGAAGAGACUCUGAGACUUGUAGAGCUGGAAAGAGGUGCUGUCAACGACAUGUUUGUGAUACUCUCUGAUAUUUGGCUGGACAACGAGGAGACCAUGGAUAAACUCGAGAUGAUCCUCGGUGGUUAUGAGAAUGAAAAUAUCGUUCCCUCUCUGUUUGUUUUCAUGGGAAACUUCUGUUCUCGUCCAUGUAACCUUUCUUUUAGUUCUUACUCAAGCAUCAGAUCUCAGUUUGGGAAGCUAGGAAAAAUAAUAGCAUCUCAUCAGCGUCUUAAAGACAACAGCAGAUUUCUGUUUAUUCCUGGUCCUGAUGAUAUAGGACCUUCAAAUGUUCUGCCUAGAUGCUCACUACCAAAAUACAUAAUCGAAGAGCUUGAAAAUCACAUUCCAAAUGCAGUGUUUUUAAGUAAUCCUUGCAGAAUGCGUCGAUCAUGUCUGAUGCCUCCUUCAGCUGAAGAAACAAGUGAUCCUUUUGAGCAUCUUGUUGCUACUAUAACACAUCAAAGCCAUCUGUGCCCUCUGCCUUUGAGUGUACAACCAAUCAUCUGGAAUUUUGAUCACUGCCUUCAUUUAUAUCCAACUCCGCAUACGAUAGUAUUAGGGGAUAAAAGUGAGCAGAAGGCAUUCAAGUAUACAGGAAUCACGUGCUUUAACCCCGGUUCAUUCUCAAACGACUUCACUUUUGUUGCAUAUCGGCCUUGCUCUCAGGAAGUUGAAUUGUCAGCUGUGUAAGUUCAUACACCAGUGAUGGAAUGCACAUUAUAUGUGUUCUUAGAAAAAAAAUGAAUUUGUAAAGCAACACGAGAAGGCUACCAUGCUAACAAACACUAGAACAAUAGAGAUAAAAUUAGAGAGGUUUGUUUUUGAAUUUAUGAGUUAUGUUUCUGUUGUAUUAUGUCCCAAAGCAAAUUUAUUUUGUUUCUGUUUUCCUUAAAAAUAUGACAUUAUUUAUUAUUGUCAUGUAACACCACUAAUUUUCAGUAUGCAACUCUAUGAACGUUAUAUUAUAAUCCAAAAAUUUGGAGCUCAUUUAGAACAUUCGAGUCAAGUGAAAUCUAAUGUUGGGUCUUACAUAAAGGUCCGUGUUAUGGAGUCGAAGCCAAUUCAGAUAGGGUUCUGAAUUGUGCUACUGAGAGGCUGUGUUGUUAGAUACAAAGCUCCAUAGUAUAUAAUUGCCAUAUUCCUGGAUAAACACCUGCUCUGGAAACAAGCAAAUCUUGGUCUUUGCGAAUAAGAUUAAUACUGGUCUUAGCAAAUAAGAGGAGUGCAAACUUUAAAUGUAUAUAACUGAUCGUGGGGAGAACAUAGUUUGAGUUAACGAAAUAUAUCUGAAUUUUCCAAGGACCUGUAUGGCUCUUAUAGUUUGAUUAGGUUCAUGAGUGUCUUCUCAGAAUAUGUAUAUGAUGGGUUCAGAAAAACUGAUUAAUCAUUGAGUUACUAAAAAUAGGGAUAUAGUAAUCUGUCUAUGGACAGUGAUAAUCGAGAAAAAUAUUCUUUUUUGUGCGAUUUUUUUCCUUACCCUAAGCACUUGGAUGAUCCGAAUAACAUAUAAAAAAGAUUGAGAUAGGUGCGAUAAUUACAACUUUCUCAUGAAUAGUAAAACAUAUGUUGUGAGAACAGUAAGGCUACAACAACCAUACUUUUUUAACAGAUGUACAUACUUCC